Messenger RNA from Pocillopora meandrina, 4769 nucleotides. Lineage: Eukaryota; Metazoa; Cnidaria; Anthozoa; Scleractinia; Pocilloporidae. The record is from the annotation of a GenBank genome assembly.
AGCUUAGGCAGGCAAUUUAUUGAAGCAUCCUUGUUGCAAAGGCAUAUUUUGCCGAGGAUAUGUCACUUAAUGGCUUCUAAUCUAUCUCAUCUAGAGGAAAUGAGCCCAGACGACAUCCCUAAAAGCAUCAUAGUGUCAGAUAUUACUCCGGGUACCAAAGAAGAAGCUAUUGUUAUUCACUUUCAGCAGCGUAAACAUGGCGGCGGCGAUGUGAUGUCGGUGAAAUUCGCCCAAGAUGGAGACCGGGCAGUAAUCACAUUUGAAGAAGAGGAAAGUAGGUGCUUUAUAACGAAAUAAUUUGGCUUUAAACGCUUAAAAAUGUUACAUAUUCAUAGAUGUAGGCUAUGUACUCGUUAUAUUCAAUCAUCCACAAUAGGAUAUUUGUGUUUAACUUCUAAAGUGCACUCUCUUUGAUUCAGAUGGCGUUCAUGUCCAUUUCCUGGUUCAUUAGUUCGUUAUUUUUGUGUUUAACCGAAAUCUGUUCAAAGGAGUCCGGUUACUUUUCACAUCGGACCUCAAUUUUGAAAGGCGCUCAUAAUCUCUUACGGCUGUUCAAGUUUUCUGACGAGUAAACAAAUGAGAACAAAAAAUUGGUGAUAAGAAACAAAGAUGCAGGAAAAUGAGAGCAAUAAACAGUUUAAAACCGGUCAAGUCCGAUAAAAUAUUUUAUCAUAAACCGAUGAUUUAAUAUACUAAUCACCGAGUGUAUGUCACUACGUUUACUUACGACAGUCUCAGAUUAUGGCAAUUUAUCAACAUUCUGGGAGCAUGAUCGAUAGUUUUAUUUCUCACUAUAUAUAGCUGUGGAAACAGUUUUAAAGGAAGAACACAAGAUUGAAGGUGUGGUGGUUAAGGUUGAUCGGCUACCAUGCAAAAGGAAAGUGAUCAAUGACGAGGUAUGAUAAAUUUGCGAUUUGCUCGGUAUCACUACAUCAGGCAUGGUUGUUGAUCAUUGUCGACUGUCACGCAACGAUUUUGCGUGACGAUAUAGAUGUUUUCGUGGAGAACAUAUGCGCAGGGGUCAACAAGAGAUACAGCUAAACUUGCAUUAAGGGGAAUGGCGAAGUGACCACUUAAAAAUAGCUUCCACAUAAAAAGGGUAUUAAACAGAAACAAUAAAAAACGUCAUUUAUGCCAUGAUUGAUCACUAAAUAUACAAAACUCGCUUAAUACUAUCGAUAUCGGGAGAUAGAUGUGAAUUAAAUUUUUCUCGAAAGAUUAUUCUUAGUUUUAUUUGAGUGGUCCCGCCUUAAGUGACCGUUCAAUACUGGUGGAAGAUAAUACAAACUGGUCGCCGUGACUCAGCAAAGGGUAACCACGACCGCUUAAUAACGAUGUAAAGGUGUUUUUAUGGGGUAAAAAUGUCGAGACUAAGAAAACUGACCGCUUAAUACAGGGUGACUGUUAAUACGGUGCCGCUAAAUAUACGUUCGGUUAAAGUAAGGUAAACAGUUGGUAGACGCUCUCGCUACCCUCAUGAUAAAUCCCGAGCAAGGUUGGUUGUCAUCUCAUGUGAUCUGAGGUUGUUGAGUUGACUUCUUGGUUUCUCUGAGUAGGAAGCUUUAUUUUAGAAGGCGUGUGUGAAGAAGAUCUUUUUGUAGCGAGUUCCAUCCUCACCUUAAGAGUAGCUUUUAGAAUAGGCGACACUUUUUGCAUUCUUAGAGUGAGCGAAGACGAAAGUGAGGCUAGCACGAGAAGCGAGACAUACGCCAGGAGAGGAGCCGUUUUCGAUAGGUUUAUACUUAACAUACUCUAUGUUAUGCUCAACUAUUUACCGACGAUAUUAUUGUUUUCAGAUAUUUUGUCAGGUUACAGCAAAAUUUGAUCCCGUCUUGUUGGGCAUUCCACUAAAAGGGGCGAAACAGAUUUUGGAGAAAAUAAUGGUGGCCACAGAUGUGUCCGUUCGGAGCGAUGACAAAACGUUUUUUAUAUCAGGUACCUUGAAACAAAUUAAUGAUUGCCACCUCCAAAUAACAAGGUUCUUAAACGAAGACCAAGAAAUUUUUGCGCAACUAGCCAAUCUUCGCCUGACGGCCAAAGACCCUGUCGAAGGUAGUCCCGAAACGAAGGUCAUCCCUAUCAACGAAGUCAACAGCGCCGAUCAGGAAGGACGUGUACAUCUCACAAUAGAAGCACAACGGUUUCAAGUAGAUCCAUAUGCCUUCCGUUUUAUGGAGAGGUUUUACGGAGACAAGUUAAAUGAAAUCAAUGGAGAAUUUCUUGUGGAAAUUACCGCUUCGGAUGACGGUACUCGAGUUAUACUUCAGGCUAAACAGAACUGUGAUCCCACAAGAUUUAACACUGCUUGCAGUGAGCUUUCAGAACUUAUCAAAACUGUCACCCAGGGUAUGGUUAUCAAUGAGCUGGACUUAAAAGGUGCAGACGAGGAUUCAGCUAAAGUUUUAAUGGAUUACAUUGGAACUAUGUACCCAGUAAUCAUUGACCGGCCCCACGAACACGGUCCGUUUUUUGUGUAUGGUGAUGCUGGAUCUGUAGGAGAAGCCAGGCGAACUGUGGAAGGAGGAAUGAGUCAACAGGAAAGUUACGAUACUGGCCUUGGUACUCAUGAAAUGGUAAUGGCAGCACCAGAAAUGAUUUCUUUUGAAACCUAUAAUUAUCGAUCAGAAAAUGGUGUGUGUAUCUCCCUUCGUUAUGGAGACAUCACUGCCGAGGAAGUUGAUGCAAUCGUGAAUCCUGCGAACGAAUUUUUGUCCCACGGAGCUGGUCUUGCAAGGCUGAUCGUCCAAAGAGGUGGGCUCGAAAUCCAGAAGGAUUCUGACACGUUGAGGCGAAAACGCGGCUAUCAAGCGCUACACGUUGGAGACGCUGUGCAUACAGUCGCUGGAAAUCUUCCCUGUAAGUUUGUCAUUCAUGCCGUUGGUCCCGAGUGGGCUAAACACUCACAUACGGAAAAUAUGAAACUUCUAGAGAAAGCGUGCCUUCAGAGUCUUAAACUGGCGUCUAAACUCGGUUUAUCAUCCAUCGCCAUACCAGCGAUAAGCUCCGGUAUCUUUGGUGCACCUAUUGAUGUGUGUGCCUUUGCCAUGUUAAACGCAGUGGAGGAGUAUCUCAGGAUGGCGGCGGUUACGAAAAAAGAAGAUGCAAAGAAAAAAGGGUCAAAACGAAGUAAUAAAAACAAAUACAAACAGAUAAAAAGAAAAUAUCGACGAAGCCGCCGAAAGACAUACCAAGCAAAACUACCGAUGAAGAAAAGGAGCGAGCAAACCCAAAAGCCGUUCUAAACGAUAUUCGUUUUGUUCUCAUUGACGCUGACUCAAUGGAUAUCUUCCAGAAGCAGUUCAUGGAAAGAUUAGGUGGUAUUAAAGAUGUCAUUACCGAUGACUUUGAUGAUGUCGAUGACGAACAUGAUGAUGAUGAAGUUUAGCGCGAGAAAAUCACGAUACCAAUCUUAAACUAGACUCGUAAAGGGAACUGUCACUGGGGAAGCUUUACUGUGACACAACGUUCUUGAUGAAAAUCACAAUAUCGCUGCAAACACUAUGUUAUCUUCAUCAAGCACUGGCUAGUACCGAGUUAAGAUAGUGUUUUCCUAAGCAACAGUCUUUCAUUCUAUCAUCGACAUGGGCCGUUUGACUGAAGGGCAUGGGAUAAAGGCGAUUUUUGUGACUUAAUCGGUUAUUGGAAGCUCCAUUGACUGAUGAUCACUAAACAUAUCCUCAUACUAAGCUCACAAGUGAUCAUGAUUGUAUCUACUUUGCUCAAGCCACUCUAUGAUAUUUGUAAUAUAUUUUUACCACCCUUACGAUUCACUUUAAGUUAUGGAAAAUUCAAGUUGUUCGUUACAAAUAGCGCGGUUUGAUAGACCCAUGUACUGACUCUUAGUUGAUUUAGACGAUUUAGUUAACUAUGAAAAGUGGAAGCAAACUCAAACCUAGAUCUGCUUUGUCUCAUGCUAUUCUUAGGUACGGUUGCGCAAGUGGAGCCUGUCGACCAGUCACAUGCAGGAUACCAUUGUACAUACUCAUACCCUACUGUUUAGAAACUAACAGUAAGCCUUUUUCAACAUGAUUCCUGAUCGCUAUUGCGUUUUCCCCUUACACAGUGUGUGAAUGCUAUUUUCAAGGUGCAAAUGCAUGUGGGUGAAAGCCCUUGUACAGCGUUAAGAUAUUCACCUUUUGUCGAAUGAAGAAAAAUAGACAGAGAUACCAAGAUAAGGUUUGGUUGGCUACACAAUUUUUUUGGGUGUAUUUGUUCUCCUAAGUCAAAAACCAAGAAGAAAAGAAAAGGGAUAGUCGUGACGGUUUUAGAUAGUAUCGACGGUAGACUUCGUGUUCACUUAUAUCCGUCAAAUGUAAAAAAAAGCAAGAAGAAAAGUAAAGUGCAGAAUGAAUUAAGGCUAGUUUUAAUUUAGGUCAGCAGUCAAAGCUGUCUAGAAACACUAGGCACUUAAAAUUGUUAGCUUUACUGAAAUUGUCGCCAUGUUCAUUGACAGUUAAGACAUACGCACUUUACAGGGCUAGCAAGUCAUGAUAAAUCGAGGCUAACAACCGAUUUAGACGCCAUGCUGCAUAUUUUAGUGUAUUAUAAUAAACUACUCUUUUCCAUUAAGUAAACUGUCUAGCUACUUUUGAGAUCGUAAUCGGUUUGGUCAUCCGACAAAAACCGUUUAAGCUGAAUUCUUGUACUAUAUUCUUAUGCGAUCGUCUUUUCUAUUGAAAGUCCUUUAACAACAGCCUUAAUGGUCUUAAAUUGCAGCAAUCUCGAUUGCAUUUUGCAGGUUUCGUUUAGCGGCUUGCACGACGGUGGUG